Molecule: messenger RNA, 405 nt
Organism: Acanthamoeba castellanii str. Neff
Lineage: Eukaryota; Discosea; Longamoebia; Acanthamoebidae
Exons: 2
Coding region: 1-405 (134 amino acids)
Biological process (GO): cytoplasmic translation
Cellular component (GO): cytosolic large ribosomal subunit
Molecular function (GO): structural constituent of ribosome; mRNA binding
Source: RefSeq, a predicted model, not a curated record
AUGAAGACCUUCGUCUUCAUCAACGCCAAGGCCGAGAAGGCUUUCCUCAAGAAGAGCAACCCCCGUAAGGUGCUCUGGACGACCGUGUACAGGCGCAUCCACAAGAAGGGCACCACCACGGAGGUCCAGAAGAAGAAGACCAGGAAGGUCGUGAAGGUGCAGAGGGACAUCGUCGGUGCCACCCUCGACCAGAUCAAGCAGAAGCGCGCUCAGAGGCCUGAGAUCCGUGCUGCCGCUAAGGAGGCUGCCCUCAAGGAGAUCAAGGAAAGGCAGAAGAAGAAGGAGGACCUCAAGAAGAAGGCUGCCCCCGCUCCUGCCAAGGGUGCUAAGGGCAAGAAGGUUGCUGCCCCCAAGGCUACCAAGGCCAAGGCCCCUAAGGCUCCCAAGGGCCAGAAGGGCCGCUAA